GACUGUGCGACGCCCCUGUGUGGAAACCCCGUAGCACGAACCGGCCAUAACAACCAUAAUACAAGAUGGCGGGUGCCGACGGUGAUGAUUCUCUUUACCCCAUUGCGGUGCUUAUUGAUGAAUUAAGAAAUGAAGACGUUCAGUUGCGGCUGAACAGCAUUAAGAAGCUCUCCACCAUCGCACUGGCUUUGGGUGUUGAGAGGACACGUACUGAACUGCUCCCUUUCCUCACAGAUACUAUUUACGAUGAGGAUGAAGUUCUCCUUGCUCUUGCUGAACAGCUGGGAAACUUCACCAUGCUGGUCGGAGGCCCUGAUUACGUGCACUGUCUCCUUCCACCAUUGGAGAGCCUGGCCACAGUUGAGGAGACCGUGGUGAGGGACAGAGCCGUGGAAUCACUACGGAAGAUCUCCCAUGAGCACUCACCUGUGGACCUGGAAGUGCACUUCGAGCCCCUGGUAAAACGCCUGGCCAGUGGUGACUGGUUCACUUCUCGCACUUCAGCUUGUGGACUCUUCAGCGUCUGCUACCCACGGGUCUCCAGCACCGUCAAAGCCGAGAUUCGCCAGCACUUUCGUAACCUUUGCUCUGAUGAUACUCCAAUGGUCCGUCGUGCUGCUGCAUCUAAGCUGGGAGAGUUUGCCAAAGUGUUGGAGCUGGAUUAUGUCAAGAGCGACAUCAUCUCUCUGUUCACUGCACUGGCUUCUGACGAGCAGGACUCUGUGCGUCUCCUGGCUGUGGAGGCAUGUGUCAGCAUUGCCACCCUGCUGCCCCAGGAGGAUCUGGAGUCUCUGGUCAUGCCCACUCUGAGGCAAGCCGCCGAGGACAAGUCCUGGAGGGUUCGCUAUAUGGUGGCAGACAAGUUCUCAGAGUUACAAAAGGCAGUCGGUCCAGAAAUCACAAAGAACGACCUCGUGCCAGCUUUCCAGAACCUUCUCAAAGACUGUGAGGCUGAAGUACGUGCCGCUGCUGCCAAUAAGGUCAAAGAAUUCUGCGAGAAUUUACCAGAAGACAGCCGAGAGACGAUCAUCAUGAAUCACAUUCUGCCCUGUGUCAAGGAACUGGUUUCAGACACAAAUCAGCACGUCAAAUCGGCUCUGGCUUCAGUGAUCAUGGGUUUGUCGACCAUUCUGGGCAAGGACAACACCAUCGAGCACCUGCUUCCUCUCUUUCUGGCCCAGCUCAAAGAUGAGUGUCCAGAAGUGCGUCUGAACAUAAUCUCUAAUCUGGACUGUGUGAACGAGGUCAUCGGGAUCCGCCAGCUGUCCCAAUCUCUCCUCCCUGCUAUUGUAGAGCUCGCAGAAGAUGCCAAGUGGAGGGUGCGGCUGGCCAUCAUUGAAUACAUGCCUCUACUGGCAGGCCAGCUGGGGGUGGAGUUCUUUGACGAGAAACUGAAUUCCCUGUGCAUGGCGUGGCUUGUCGACCAUGUAUAUGCCAUCCGAGAGGCAGCCACCUGCAACCUGACGAAGCUGGUGGAGAAGUUCGGUGCAGAAUGGGCUCAGAACACUAUCAUACCCAAAGUACUAGGAAUGGCCAACGACCCCAACUACCUGCAUCGUAUGACCACGCUCUUCUGCAUCAACGCUCUAUCGGAGGCGUGCGGUCAGGAGAUCACCACCAAGCACAUGCUCCCUGUGGUCCUGAAAAUGUCCAAUGAUCAAGUGGCUAAUGUGCGCUUCAACGUGGCUAAGUCUCUCCAGAAGAUCGGUCCUGUUCUGGACAGCAACUCUUUGCAGACUGAGGUAAAGCCUGUGCUGGAGAAACUGGCUGCAGACCAAGACAUCGACGUCAAAUACUUUGCCCAAGAGGCUAUAAGUGUUCUUGUCCUGGCUUAAUGGAGCCCAUGCUAAACUCCCCAUCUCGAGCUGACCACCACCUCCUCCACCACCACCACCACCAUCAUCAUCUUUUUCCAGGAUCAUUCAUUGGACUGUUAAAAGAAAGGAGGCCUGUUUUGUUUCUCCGGUAUGGAAGUGCUGGAGAAGAAGCUGUGCUUUUCUCGCUAUUUCGAAUCGAGUUGUUUGUCUGCCUUUUUUUUUUUUUUUUUUUUUCCUCUCAGCCUCGAAUGAUCCUGAAAAUCUCAUGCUCUUACCCUUCAUUCUGACUGCAGUCUGGAGGUGGUUGGAGGUGGGAUGUACUUGUCAAACAAACACCGUAUCGUUACACAGUAACUUGACAAUUAAUUAGCUUGCCUUUCUGUAUGUGUUAAUCUGCCCUCACUUUCAGCACUUUUUCGAUGUCGUCCUACUAAAUGAACUGUUGUGACAAAUACUUACCAGACUGUGUUCCUGGUUGUCUUUUAGGAGGAACUUUAUGAUGAUGACAAUGACCUAGAAGUCCCAGUAAUAACUCUAUACCCUUCCUAGUUUCCGUGCAUAAGCAUAUAAGGGCAGUAGUGAAUUCUGAGCUUGCAUGGCUUGCUUUGAGCCCUCUAGCCCUGUGCAUGGCAGUAUCUGGACUGAUAGAACUGCUGUUAGCAUUUAGCAUCCGUGUCUCACUUAACUGCUAAUAAUUCUCAAGCCCUGGAUCCUCAACGCAUUGGUAGAAGUGUUCCCGUACUACGCCACAUGCUAUCCGUAUUCCAACUCUGUCAGAAGUUUUCAAAAGAUUUACUGCUUAUAGUUUAAAAAGGGACCAUUUAUAAAUAUUUUCCUCUAGUAGCAGUAAUCCAGAAGACAAUAGUUCCCAAUGUAUGAAUCAGAACAUUCUCUGCUAUUCUGUGCCAUCAACCAUACUAAACGUCUUCUCACACACACAAAAUAAAAGGUCCCUCUUGUGUGUUUAUAUUAAACCGAUCUGUAUAAUACUUUGAUCCUUUAUUCCUAAGCUUCUGCAUGACCCUCCUUGCUCAAAGGUGAACCUUGCUCUGCAGUAAGGAGAGAUUCAUUAGCAACAGGAUAAAUGUUAUGGGUCAAGUCUGUUUCAUGCAGCACACUCCCUAUCGUGCCAGUGAAAUGUUCCUCCUCAGCUUCAGAAAACGGUCCGCGUUCCCCUUUCGUUAUCGUGAUUUGCCGUCAGAAUGUGCUUUUGGUUUUAUAUGAACGUGAACUCACGCUGUUAUUUAACAGCGCAGAAUCAAUAAAGAAUCUGACAAAAA
This is a messenger RNA of Tachysurus vachellii, 3097 nucleotides long. It is a transcript of the gene ppp2r1ba, whose product is annotated as protein phosphatase 2, regulatory subunit A, beta a. Gene Ontology annotation, molecular function: protein binding; protein phosphatase regulator activity. Gene Ontology annotation, biological process: protein dephosphorylation. The transcript is spliced from 15 exons. The coding region runs from base 66 to 1835 and encodes 589 amino acids. Gene Ontology annotation, cellular component: cytoplasm; protein phosphatase type 2A complex. NCBI's taxonomy places the organism in Eukaryota, Metazoa, Chordata, Actinopteri, Siluriformes, Bagridae. The record is from RefSeq and is a predicted model, not a curated record.